Messenger RNA from Schistosoma guineensis, 2469 nucleotides. Lineage: Eukaryota; Metazoa; Platyhelminthes; Trematoda; Strigeidida; Schistosomatidae. The record is from the annotation of a GenBank genome assembly.
CACGUGUUCCAUGAAUAAACUCUUUACAUCCAUUAUUGAAUAUCAGAUUUCAUAUUCAUUGAAAAUAGUUACUGAUAUUCAUUGUUUUGAUAAAGAAACAUUAUGAAUGAUAGUUUGAUUGCAGUUAAAACGAUCAAUCCAACAUGGAACGAAAAACGUCAUAAAUUUCUAAUAAUUUUAAUAGUUUUUGGAAUGAUUUCAAAUAUUGUUCUCAUAGUUAUUGUAUCUCUAACAAAGAGUUUAAUUAAAAACAGUUUCAGACGUUCAUCACGAAAAUGUGGUGAAAUAAUAAGAUCAAGUGAUAAAUCUCUUCCACCAAAACAUAUACUUCAAUCUAUAAUAUUAUCAAAAUGUUGUACAAUUUCGAACGAUGAAAAAGAGUUCAUCAUUCAAUCCAAGUCGACACAUUCCUGUUGUGAAUUUGAAAUGAAUUGGGGUUGUUGUUAUUACAAGACUCAAUGUCAUAGUCAUUGUUUCUCAACUUCAUCUAUAGUCACUCCAGUACCAACUACUAUAGAGUUGAAUAUUUUAUCAAGUCAUCGAAAUAGUAGUUAUGCUGAUGAUUCUGUAACAGAAAUUCCAGAAAAAUCAGAAAAUCUAUCUAUUAAUUCAAAAACAAAUUUAGAUCAAUACAAGUUAAAUCAACCAUGUGAAAUAAAUAAAUCUUUUUUUCGAAAUACAAAUCAACACUUAACAAACUAUGAACAAUAUUCCAAUUCUAAUAUGAAUGAAUCAAACUUAAGUGAUAUGAAAUCAAAUCAAGAAUUAACACUACCUAGUACAUCAAUCCAUUACUGUCAUAGAUCUUUAUCUUCAUUUCCUAAUGAACAAACUAUUCCAGAUCUUGAACAAACUGCAUGGUAUAUUUUAUGUUUUUUAAUAGAAAUUUUAGCAUUUGCACAAAUUGGUUAUUUACUAUUUGAAGAUCUGUUACCAUGGAUAUCAAAUUUAUUAAUAUUUUAUUAUAAUUUUAAUAUUAAAUUAAAAUUAAAUAUUAAUUGUCGUUUAAAACGUAUGUUUGGUACAUUUUUUUUAUUAUUUGAAGAAUGGUGUCUAUUUCUAUUUGGUAUUGAACGUGUUUAUAAUAUUUAUUUAUUAAAUCACUAUGGAUUCAAUAAAAAUACCCAAUCAAUAAUGAAUGAACGUAAUCGAUAUAAAUUACAUUUAUUAAGUAUAAAAAUUUGUACAGGUUUAUUUAUUGCAAUUAUAUUCUCUGCAUUAUGUAAUUAUUUAUGGGUAUUUGGACAAUUUCAUUGGAUUAAUUCAAUUAAUUUAAUGAAUCAAACAUAUAAUAUCACAUUGAUAGAAACGGUUACAUGUAAUGUAAGAUCAGAAUAUUUUAAAUUUUAUUAUUCAUUUCUUAUUUAUUUAGAUCCAUUAUUUUCAUUUAUUAUACCACAUUUAUGUUCAUUAUUAUUUAUUAUGAUUAUUCUAUUACAUUAUUGUCUUCAAUUUAUUUAUCGACGAGUUCAAAGAAAUUCUACAAUACAAACAACUAAAAUAUUAACAGAAGAUGAUUAUUUCAAUAGAUUAUCAUCUUAUAGAAGCUUUAAUACUUUCUAUAUAAUGAUUGAUCAUUUGACAACUAUCAUAUAUCUUCUUGAUAGUAUUAUUAUUGUGAUAUUAAAAUUAUGGCGUAAUAUUGAAAAAUCAGUAAUGGUAUAUUUUCAUAUUACAUUCAAUAUGAAUUAUUAUAUGAUUAGAAAUGAAUUGUAUCAUUUAGAAUUAUGUUUAAUACCUGUAAUAACAAUAAUAAUCUAUUUAAUAUUUCAUUAUAAAAUAAGAAAAUAUUGUAAAUAAUCAUAAUCAUAAUGAACCCUCUUGAAAUUUUGGAUUAAUAUACUUUUGAAAAGAGAAAGAAUAAAGAUUCUGACACUUUCAACGAUUUUUCAACAUUCUACUUAAACAAUAUAUAAAGAAGGAAUGAAUCAACGGGAACGAUCUCCUUUCAAUCUGUAUAUAUGAUUUAUAAUAAUAAUAAAAUAAUAUUCAUCGAGUGGAUACGUUUCAUAUUAAUUAUAUAAUGAUAUAUCGAUUAUAAAUUAGAAGAAAGAGGAUUAAUCAUCAUUUAAAGUUGCUAGAUUUUCGAACAAUUACUUUGAUUAUGAUGAAUCCUCUUUCUGCCAAUUUAUAAUCGAUAUAUCAUUAUAUAACUAUUACGAAACGUAUCCACUCAAUGAGUAAUAUUUUAUUAUUUUAAAUCAUAUGUAUAUAGUAGUACAAAGCCAUGAUGAGUAACUAAUUGAAACUAAAUCUCUUCGCUUGAUUCGUUUCUUCUUUAUUUACCGAAUGUCAAACUGAGAAUUUUUACUAAAUUUAUAUAUAUAUAUGUAUGUAUUUUUGAUUGAAUGUACGAAGAAAAAAACAAAAACAAAGUAUUUUAUUUGACUGAGUUUAUUUGACUGUUUUCCAUUCGUGUCUCUUCUCAAUUCUAAAUAAAUGGAUAUGACCAGACUAUAAUUUAUAGAU